Messenger RNA from Asterias rubens (European starfish), 3027 nucleotides. RefSeq lists its product as uncharacterized. The record is from RefSeq and is a predicted model, not a curated record. NCBI's taxonomy places the organism in Eukaryota, Metazoa, Echinodermata, Asteroidea, Forcipulatida, Asteriidae. The transcript is spliced from 2 exons. The coding region runs from base 308 to 2227 and encodes 639 amino acids.
UUUCCGCACGGUGUGAUGUGUGGUCUGCGAAGCCUUCCUAAAAAAAUUCAUGAAACAUUCGCAAAUAAUGCAACAUUUCUCAACAUAAAAUCUUCGAAUUUUACGCAGUGUAAAACCAGACCGCCGAAGUACACAGCAUGAAUUCUCCUCAUUGAGAUGGAAAGUCUAAGUACUGAGAUAAAAAUGGGACUCCAGUCCCCGGGUGUGUCCAAAAACUGACCAGAUCGAGGGAGAAACAGCAAGCAUAGACCAUCGACUUUUGCCACAACACCACAGUGCCUGAAUUAAUCCAGGUGAUUGAAGUACAAUGGGUCUAGCCACUCUACUCAAACGCCUGUCCGCAAUGGCCUCGAAUCCCCGCAGCCGCAAAAUCAUCUUCCUCGCCGUCGCUGCGCUGGUUUGCUUUGGUUACAUCGGUCCAUGGGUCAUCCACCACAACCAGACAGUCAAAGUCACUACAGGCUGUCUAACGCUAAAACUCAAGGAACUGGAAAGCGAAAUGAGCGAAGUGGAAGCUUCUAUUUACCAGGCGGAUAAACAUGAAGGCAGUGCAGAUCGUGUUAUACCGUUUGUUGGGAAUGGUAACAUUGGUCUAGUUGCCAACGUCUUAAAAGCUAAUGGAAUUAUGGUGAGAAAUGAGGAGUCAUGGAUUAAUAUAGGAUUUUACCGCCCUCUUGUGAGAGCCAAGCUUAUUGGCCUCAAGGACCAGAGCGCAACUGUUUUACACUACAAGAAAGCACAGGUGCAGAGGUACCAGUGUUACUCUGUAGAGGAAUCUUGUGUGUUGGUCAAAACGAAUACACUCGUUCAUAGAGUUAUGCCUUCCGUCAUGCUGCAAGAAAUUAUUGUAGAAAAUGAUGCCGAUCAGCCAGUCACGUUGGAACUCGCACGGAACGGUCCACACAAGUGGAAGGGCUCAGCAUCAACAAUGGAGAUGUACACAGUGAAUGGCAAGACUCGGGAGUAUGUGUUAUCCGCAGGUGAUGUCACAAUCUCGAAUCCUGCCGGUGGUAGUAGAGUGAUUGUUUUGGUCAUUGCAGCAAGUGUGUUAGAAAAGAAAAUCGUAGUGCCGUCGAAAUCGGUUCACAGAGAGCAUGUCUUGACGAUCGUGAAAUAUUCAGAUCCGGUGGGUAGCAGCUCUCCUCAACUCAGUGCGCAUUUAGUUGACGAAGCUAACGAUGAGUUUUUCAAACUGCUUCAUCGAGAUUUCUCUGAGUUGAUCCAAGAACAUGAGAGCACGUGGACGCAGCAGAUCUGGAACACGGGUCUCGUCCAAGAACCUCUUGCGAUUCCGCUCAAUCCACGCGUAGAUACUGAGGUGCAGCGACAACUGAGCCACAUUGCCGCUGUCCAUCUCUUUAACAUCCUCACAACAGCCGUGAUGUACUACAUGAUGUCCUCCAUUCAGGCGCCUUUGCUGACUCCAUCCGUCCCCAUCCAACGCAAAAAGGAAGUCAUAAUGGCCUUGCAGCAACCCGGGUCAUGCUUCAGUGGACAACCAACGCUCUUUGAAGACUCCCUGUGGCAACCUGUGAACACGGAAAAAGAAUUAGCGGACCUUCUAUCUCACUGGCAGCAUGUUUUAUACAAGCACGGCUGCCAUAGCCUUCUAUCCGUCGGAGUAACUGGUAUCAUGCAAGCGAUGAUGUUGAGUUUCCUCGCCGGGCAAUUCACCGAACGUGAGCUCUCCUUCCACGCCGAUCCGCUGCUAUUCCGCAACAAAUUCCAUCUGCAUAAUAUAUUUUACAACACGUCCUUCCUGCACAUUGAUAUCAAUCCCAAUCCGGGCGAGCAAGGGAUCUUCAUCAGCACCACCAGUAUACAGGCUAAGGGCGUUACGCCCAUAAAACUUUACGCCUGCGGAACCGGGUGUGAGGGCACACCCAUACUCCUCACCGCUUCUAUGCAACAAAUCCCUUUAAAAUGGACCGAGCCGCAAACCCCGUUUCUUUACAUCUCGCACGACGUGAAACACUUAGCGUACUUGAAGCAGAAGAUCAUCCACUUCAAACAUCUGUAUGAGUUAGACGGGGCAGCGGUGAAUGCUCUGAUGCCAGUCAUUAUCGACAACAAAGACAAGCAAGGCUUCCAGAUGCCUGUCAUUGUCUGGGUCAUUAUUAUUGUCUGUAUUUUAAUCUUCCACAUGUUUCUUUUGAAUCUGGUGUAUAGGGAAUAUUGCUCAGGGUCCUCAGGGGUGAAGCUCUCAGAGAAAACCAGCAGGGCGUGAUAUCAACAUGCACAUCAGGCAUAAUAUUCUUCUUAGUUUAGUCUGAUUUGUUUGGCUCUUACAAAAAGUUAGAAAGAUUGUGAUUAAAUUGCCUGAAAAGUCUAUAGGCCCUAGACCCUAUGCAAAACGUGUACGCCACGCGGGUCUCCUGUUUGCCAUUUUGGGUGUCAAAAGGAUGGUACACAUGUUUAGGCACCUCGGAACAAUUAUGCGUGUCAAACACCUUUCUGGGGGAGUCCAUUCCUUUGUGCAUGUUUUGACACCCGAAAUGGUGGACAGGAGACACGCAUGUACAUGUGCUGCGCGUUGUGAAUAGGGUCUCUUGAAGCCUACACUGAGAUGACAUGUACAAUAAGUCGGCCCUUUCACUUAAUACAAUUUUCCUAUGUUUUGCCAAGGAUGCCAGAUGUUUGACUCUUUCUUGGUGGGGCAAUUUGCUCUUUUUCUGCAUGUACAGUGCAUCGGCAAAUUGGGCACUGCUGGACUAAAUGGGUGUUGGGUUUAUUUUCAAUGCAUUUUGUACUUGGCAGCGGGUUGGUGGUGGGGUAUAAUGGGUGUGUGGUGGGUACAAGGUACAAGGUAUAUUGGCCUCCUAUUACUUGCCCAGAAGACAUGGAAGAAGGCCUGACGAGGUGCUCUUUUGUCUGGUAGCCUACAUGUAUCUAAGACAUUAUCUAGUACAUGUAUAUGGGGUCAUACAUGUACCGGUAGGUUCGAAUUCCACUUGAUUUUUCCUAAAAUAAUAAACAAAGACCAGUCCUCUCACUUGGUGUAUCUCAACGUACGCAUAAAAUAACAAA